UUGUAUGCAGGUUCCUGCGAGGUUUUCACGCAGCUCAUUCGCGCCAGGGGCAAAGAUGUCCUCUACACUGGUGACCAUAUCUACGGCGAUAUCCUCAAGUCAAAGAAGCAGGUCGGCUGGCGCACUUUUCUAGUCAUUCCAGAACUACUGAAUGAAAUCUACGUGUGGAAGAGCAAGAAGGCACUGUACGAUCGUCUACAGGAUUUGGACAACAGACUGGCCGAAAACUACAAAAACAUGGACAUACACUCAGCGAGCAUACCAAACGUCGCCAGCCUACAAAAGGAAAUUCGGCUUGUCGCUCAGGAGAUGGAAAGGGCCUAUGGUCUGCUGGGAAGCAUUUUUAGAAGUGCCAGCUUGCAAUUGCCCUCGCUGGAUGUCAGAUUUUGUUCUCUUGUGUACUCUUGCAUCAGGAAACAGCUGAGUUCUGCCGUGACGUCAAUCAGUUUUAUCAUUGCUGGAUUUGGAGCUCUGUCCAAUCUUUUGGAAUGA
Messenger RNA from Dibothriocephalus latus, 492 nucleotides. NCBI's taxonomy places the organism in Eukaryota, Metazoa, Platyhelminthes, Cestoda, Diphyllobothriidea, Diphyllobothriidae. The record is from the annotation of a GenBank genome assembly.